AUGAAGAUUGAAAUUCUGGACAAAAUUGCCCAAGUAGCUUUUGACAUCAAGGCCUAUCCAGAUCAUGAUGAACUCGAAUCCAUUGCUUCAGCUCUGAUAAUCAAGUACCCUUGCCUCAAAGAGCCUGGUAAAGGCAAAGGCUAUGAAGGAUGGCUGGUUAGCAUUCGGAACAAGCUCAAUAAUUACAGAGCAAAGCUGCGAGAGGCAGGUUGCAGUGAAGUGUCAGUUAACAAAAAACGAAAGCCAAAUGGGGAUGAAACUAAAUACACCCUUAAAAGAGCUAAACGUGGAGAAGUGAACCAUGUUCCUGAACAUCCAGAACAACAUGAUGAUGCCUCACUUGAGGAGCAAAGAGUUCUCUUGGUGGAAGCAUCCAAGAAGGCACGACUUGAUCAUUCAUUUAUUAGGGAGAAGAUGGACUUAACUUUCUCUCUAAGGAGAAGAGAGGUCGUGGAGGAGCAACCCAUGGUGAUGGAAAUCCAGGAGAGAUGGCCUGCUUUGUUCUUUAAAGAACAGAUCUGUGAGGAGUUUUUCCGCAUCACAAACAAGGAAUUGCUGGGAACAUUCAGAGCUGCAGUGGACAAGUACACACCGAAACUUCUCCGGCUGUACCGUGCCCGAAAAGGAGCUUUUGGGAAGGACAUGGAAAAUCUCUUGGAGAAACUUGAGGAUGAGACCUCUAACAUUGUCAGACAUCGCAAGGAUGCUGCACUUCGAGGCCUUCCAGUGUUCCUUCGGGACGAGCCCAAAGAACUUUUCAAACAAUGUCUAGAGUCUGAUCCUAAAGAUGAGUCUACCAAGGGAGUGGCUGUGGGCAUACUCUUUGUUUUAGAGGACUGUGUUGCAACAACUUCAUCUGCAGUGGUGCAGAACAUUGCUGUGAUUUUGGAGGAAACCAUUGUCCU
Molecule: messenger RNA, 905 nt
Organism: Stegastes partitus (bicolor damselfish)
Lineage: Eukaryota; Metazoa; Chordata; Actinopteri; Pomacentridae
Exons: 4
Source: RefSeq, a predicted model, not a curated record